This is a messenger RNA of Liolophura sinensis, 1819 nucleotides long. Its product is annotated as elongation factor 1-alpha. The transcript is spliced from 7 exons. The record is from RefSeq and is a predicted model, not a curated record. NCBI's taxonomy places the organism in Eukaryota, Metazoa, Mollusca, Polyplacophora, Chitonida, Chitonidae. Gene Ontology annotation, molecular function: GTP binding; translation elongation factor activity; GTPase activity. Gene Ontology annotation, biological process: translational elongation. Bases 16 to 1410 code for a protein of 464 amino acids.
UCUCCAUCCUCAACCAUGCCUAAGGAAAAGACCCACAUCAACAUUGUGGUCAUUGGCCACGUCGACUCUGGCAAGUCCACCACUACUGGUCAUCUGAUCUACAAAUGUGGCGGUAUCGACAAACGUGCCAUCGAAAAGUUUGAGAAGGAAGCCCAGGAGAUGGGCAAAGGCUCCUUCAAAUACGCUUGGGUGUUGGACAAACUGAAGGCCGAGCGUGAAAGGGGUAUCACCAUCGAUAUUGCUCUGUGGAAGUUUGAAACGACUAAAUACUACGUGACCGUGAUUGAUGCCCCAGGACACAGAGAUUUCAUCAAAAACAUGAUCACCGGAACCUCGCAGGCUGAUUGCGCUGUGCUGAUCGUGGCUGCCGGUACCGGUGAAUUCGAAGCGGGUAUUUCUGAGAACGGCCAGACCAGAGAGCACGCCCUUCUCGCUUACACUCUGGGAGUGAAGCAGCUGAUCGUUGGCAUAAACAAGAUGGACAGCACCACUCCACCAUUCUCCCAGGCCCGUUUUGAGGAAAUCUCCAAGGAGGUUUCGACUUACAUCAAGAAGGUGGGUUACAACCCCAAAUCCGUGGCAUUUGUACCGAUCUCCGGGUGGAACGGAGAUAACAUGUUGGAGCCCAGCGACAACACAAAGUGGUUCAAGGGCUGGAACAUUGAGAGAAAGGAAGGCAAUGCCACCGGAGUCACUCUCUUCAAUGCCCUGGAUGCCAUUCUGCCACCAAAACGCCCCACAGACAAGCCCCUUAGGUUGCCCCUUCAGGAUGUCUACAAGAUCGGAGGUAUUGGAACAGUGCCAGUCGGCAGAGUGGAAACCGGAAUCCUGAAACCCGGAAUGAUCGUCAAAUUCUCACCAUGUAAUCUGACAACUGAGGUGAAAUCCGUGGAGAUGCACCACGAAAGUUUGACUGAGGCUUUACCCGGUGACAACGUGGGAUUCAACGUUAAGAACGUCUCCGUGAAGGAACUGAGGAGAGGUUAUGUGGCUGGUGACAGUAAGAAUGACCCCCCUCUGGGAGCUCAAAGCUUCACUGCUCAGGUCAUCAUCCUGAACCAUCCAGGUGAGAUCCACUCCGGCUACACGCCCGUGCUCGACUGUCACACGGCCCACAUUGCCUGUAAAUUCGAGGAACUCCUUGAGAAGGUGGACAGACGUUCCGGCAAGAAGUUGGAAGAUAACCCCAAGAUGGUGAAGUCUGGCGACGCCGCCAUCGUCAAGUUGAAGCCCUCCAAGCCUAUGACUGUGGAGACCUUCACCGAUUACCCGCCGCUCGGACGUUUCGCCGUGCGCGACAUGAAACAGACGGUGGCCGUCGGUGUCAUCAAGGGCGUAGAAAAGGCAGAGGCUGGAGCCGGCAAAACGACCAAGGCCGCCCAGAAGGCCGACAAGGGCAAGAAGAAGUGAGAUAUGGGGAUCGGUAGGCAUGGGUCUUUAAGUUUUGUCUGCACCUGGAGAAGAUGCACCGUUUUUAAGGAGACCAUGAACGUUGUUAGCUCAACAACCUCUUCGAGGCCGACGUGGCCGUUUUUACUUUUAUUCAAGACGUUACUGCAGCUGCUCGUUAUGUUGUCGCUAUGGCUUCUUAGGUCGAAAAUACAUCGUAAAGAGUUCCGGAGGAAAGGAACGCCGGUGUUUUAAUUUAAGUAUUGUCGGUCCAUGCCUGCCAAACUCAACACUUCCUUCAGCCUGAUUGGAGAAAGCUAAUACAAAGCCCAUGGAAAAAAGAAAAAAACGAAAACUGAACAGUUCUCAAACCGAUCAACAACAUCGUGCUAACUGAUCUAAAAUAAAAACAGAAUACUGUGAAACCAAA